AUGAGUAGCUUCAGCAGAUCAAUUCGACCCUUGAUCACCCAUCACUGCCGCCACCACCGACCCCUGUCCCCUGUCAUCCUGAAGCGGUUUCUGGGCAUCCCCCCGCAGUUCCUUCUAGACGACUACAUCCCGCGAUGCCAACUUCUUUCGUCUGUCGACGCAGCGAAGAAACGCUCCCUCGCCUACUACCAUCUCCGGAAUUGCAAUCUCUGCCCGCGCCGGUGUGGUGUCGACCGGUACAGAGAGACGGGGGUAUGCCUGAUUGGCGCCGAAACCGUCAAAGUCAAUGUGAUUGCGCCGCACCGCGGGGAGGAGCCGUGUAUACAGGGAUACCACGGGAGCGGCUCGGUGUUUUUCUCCGGGUGUAAUCUGCGGUGUGUGUUUUGUCAGAACCAUGAUAUCGCUCAUCAGAGGAAUGGCUUCGACUUGACACCCGAGGAGCUGGCAGAAUGGUAUAUCAAGCUCCAGCAGGUGGGGAACGUGCAUAACAUCAACCUCGUCACGCCGGAACAUGUGGUGCCCCAGGUGGCUCUUUCGAUCUUAACGGCUAGGGACAUGGGGUUGAAGAUCCCGAUCAUCUACAAUACCUCGUCAUUUGACUCGCUCGAGUCGCUGGCGCUCAUGGAUGGUUUGGUGGAUAUCUACCUACCCGACUUCAAGGUGUGGAAGAGCAGCACGUCGCGACGGCUGCUCAAGGCGGACGACUACGCGGAAACCGCCAGGGAGAGCAUCAAGGAGAUGCACCGGCAGGUCGGAGACUUGUCUUUUACGUCUGAUGGGAUUGCGAAGAAGGGAGUCCUCCUGCGGCAUCUGGUCAUGCCGGGAAAGGAGGACGAGGGCCGUGAGAUCAUGCGCUGGCUUGCGGAGAAUGUCUCGCAGGACCUCUACGUGCACAUCAUGGAGCAGUAUCAUCCCGAUGCGCAUGUCGGGAAGACGAAGAGGAAGCGCGCUACGCGGCAUGCAGAGGGAGAGGAGGGCGGAGAGCCAGAGGUCCGCUAUGCGGAGAUCAACCGGGCGGUGCGAGAUGAGGAGCUGAGCUCGGUCAAGGAUGCCGCAGUCGCGGCUGGUCUCUGGCGGUUCUGUGAGGUCAAUGAACAGGGGGGCUUCCAUCUUUGA
Aspergillus clavatus NRRL 1 is the source of this 1116-nucleotide messenger RNA. Its product is annotated as putative pyruvate formate lyase activating enzyme. Lineage: Eukaryota; Fungi; Ascomycota; Eurotiomycetes; Eurotiales; Aspergillaceae. Bases 1 to 1116 code for a protein of 371 amino acids. The transcript has 2 exons. Gene Ontology annotation, molecular function: iron-sulfur cluster binding; catalytic activity. The record is from RefSeq and is a predicted model, not a curated record.